Arabidopsis thaliana (thale cress) is the source of this 612-nucleotide messenger RNA. Its product is annotated as F-box/kelch-repeat protein. Lineage: Eukaryota; Viridiplantae; Streptophyta; Magnoliopsida; Brassicales; Brassicaceae. The coding region runs from base 1 to 612 and encodes 203 amino acids. The record is from RefSeq and is marked reviewed. The transcript has a single exon.
AUGGCAAUGGAGCCGAAGAAGAAGACGAAGUUGAUUAGUUCCGACAACGAUUCAAAGUGGUCGAUGCUUUCCCCCGACCUGAUUCGAUCGAUCUUAGAACGCUUGAACUUUAUAGACUUUCAUCGAGCUAGGUACAUCUCUUUAAAUUGGUAUUCCUCUUCGGAAUUAUGCAUUAUACAAAAUCCAACUCCAUGGACCAUCCGCUUUUCAAACGACAACCAUGUUUCAUUGUUUGAUCCUCUUCAUGCAAAAACCUAUGUAAUAACAGACCUAGGGUUUGAUUUACCAAGGAGUCGUUGUUUGGCUACUUCUGGUAGCUGGUUGUUGUUGUUAGAUCAUAGAACCGAUUUUUAUCUUUUGAAUCUGUUUACUCGAGAGAGGAUUUGUCUUCCGACUUUGGAAGCAAUCGAUGGAUGGCAGAUGAAGUUUGAGAGGGUUGGUGAGUCUGAUUUCUUGAAGACAUUCACUUAUCGUGAAGGCUAUACAAGUUAUUCUUCUCGUAUAAGCACCAAAAUUAGAAUAGAGAAAGCGGUUUUGUGGGUCGAUGAAAGAAGCCGAGAUUACUUAGUUGUGUGGAACCUUGAGAGCUUCUUUGCGUAUCAUAAGAAAUGA